Molecule: messenger RNA, 11159 nt
Organism: Helicoverpa zea (corn earworm)
Lineage: Eukaryota; Metazoa; Arthropoda; Insecta; Lepidoptera; Noctuidae
Gene: stan
Product: protocadherin-like wing polarity protein stan
Exons: 55
Coding region: 309-10769 (3486 amino acids)
Biological process (GO): G protein-coupled receptor signaling pathway; homophilic cell-cell adhesion; cell surface receptor signaling pathway
Cellular component (GO): plasma membrane
Molecular function (GO): G protein-coupled receptor activity; calcium ion binding
Source: RefSeq, a predicted model, not a curated record
GAGUGAGUCGGUUAUUGUUCAGUGCAGUGGCUGUUUGAAACUCGCGGAUAACUUAUUUAUCACUUAGAUUAGAUACUUAAAGUGUGUUAUGUUUGUGAAUGUAAUUGUGCAGUGUUUUGUGUGUGUGUAAAAUUCACUUGGAACUUGGAACUUUUGAAGGCUUUUCCAUCUGGAACUUAGGUCUUCAUCAAAACAGCCAAAGUAUUUACAAAAAAAAUUCAUAAAGACGGAUAUUGGAGUAGAUAAAGAUGGACAGCCGAAGCAGUUGGUGUACGCGGCGGCAUCGCUGUAGGUGAAUAACGACCAACAUGGCUGGGACAUGGGCAUUCGCGGUGGUCGCCGCCGUCACGCUGGUGACCACUCGCGCCUACCUCAUACUCAUCCCCGACACCGCCCCACCGGGACACGAGGUCCUCGACGCCGCCGUAUACAAACUAGGCUCCGAACGAACUUACAACAUCGAUGUGCACAGAACAGCUAACUUCGUACAUCAUAUUCUCAGAGUCAAUAGAACCAGCGGCGUCGUAACUUUAAGAAAAAGGUUAAGAUGCGACGGAGUCCUCUAUCCAAACCUCUUCACUUUCUACGUAGACUCCACAUCGGAACGCAUCCGCGAUAUCGACUACUACAGUUUACCGAUAAGAGUCCUUGUAACUGGCGAGGACUGCAGUAGAAGGCACGCCGAUCUGUAUGAUAUAGAUUUCGAUCGGGUCUACGACCAAAAUGAUGCAGCACUACAGUACGAAGAUCAACUUAUCAGAGACAAAAGAGAGGCUAUAUAUCAAGAGAGUAUAGACUGGAGGUUGUUAGAGGGCGAUGAGGUCUCUAGUCAAUAUAAUGUCCUUUCAACGGCCUAUCCUUGGACGAACCUAAUGUUUGAGGACUUCGUAGCGAGAAAUAAAAGUAGAAGAAAACGAUCUCACAACCUAAUACCCUUCGAUAUGGCCAUAGAUGUAAAAAUAGCUGAAGCGAAGCAAUGGAUAUCGGAAACAUACGCUAGUUUCGCUAUCCCGACAACGGAUCGAUGGCAAGGGAUUUGUCUGAAGCAAUCGCAAUUCGUGAAUUCCCUCACAGCUUUCUUGCCUCGGACAGUUCAGAAGAUGUGCAAAGUGCAAUUUUUAGAUGUCAGUGAUCCGCGAUUCAUGAUUGAAGCAAGUCAGGGUGAUUUGGUUGCGAGUGGAGAUAUUUGUAUACAGGAACCAAUGUGGAAAGUCUCAAUAUUAUUUACUUUUAACUGCGACAAGAUCAAUAUAGUAGAUUCGGAUCAUAGACUGAAGAUAGUGUAUCAUCACCAAGAGCUUAAUGAUACUGAUAUUGCGAGGAGAGUGAAGAGGGAACUUCGGAACCAGUCACCAUAUUUUGAACAAGCAUUGUACGUAGCAUCAGUUGCUGAGGAACAACCACCUGGCGUUACCGUUACCACAGUAAGAGCUCGGGAUCCAGAAAACAGUCCAGUAACUUACUCCAUGUCGAGUCUCCUAGACUCACGGUCUGCGGGUAUGUUCGCCGUGGACUCCAGGACUGGAGUAGUAACCACACAAGCAAGGCUGGAUAGAGAGAGACUAGAUGUCCACUACUUCAGAGUAGUGGCCCAAGAUGAUACGUUCCCGCCUAGAAGUGGCACCACGACCUUACAGAUCAACGUGCUCGACUGCAAUGACCACUCCCCAGUCUUCGAAAUGCAACAGUACGAGUCUUCAGUGAGAGAAGGAGCCAGCCCGGGAACAACUGUCCUAACACUGAAAGCUACAGACCAGGAUAUUGGAAAAAAUGCUGAAGUGGAAUACUCAAUAGAAUCUGUAACAGCAGAAACAUUAAAUCCGGAAGAUACAAAUGAAUCUAUCGAUAAUACAGAACAGAUAGAUUCUCAGGAUGUGUUCCGGAUAGACGGGAGAAGUGGAGCCUUGCUGACGAGAUCACCCCUUGAUAGGGAGAAAGUGGCGCGGUACACUGUUAUAGUUAAGGCUACAGAUCAGGCCAGUCCUGUGUCUGAUAGACUGUCUAGCACUGCUACAGUCCACGUGAACAUUCUGGAUGACAACGACAACUACCCUCAGUUUAGUGAGAAGACAUACACUGUAACAGUGGACGAAGACAUCAGCGCUAAUGAUAACCCAGUCAUUGCAAGGAUCAAAGCUACGGAUGCCGACGUAGGAUCAAAUGCGGCAAUACGCUACGCUAUCAUCGGAGGCAACACACAGAUGCAGUUCUCUAUCGACAGCCUCAGUGGCGAUGUGUCGCUGGUAAAGCCGUUGGAUUACGAGCAAGUGAGGAGCUAUCGACUGGUCAUCAGAGCUCAAGAUGGCGGCAGUCCCUCCCGAUCUAACACGACACAACUUCUAGUAAACGUAAAGGAUGUGAAUGACAAUGCACCGAGAUUCUACACCUCACUGUUUCAAGAGUCCGUCAGUGAAAACGUUCCCGUUGGCUAUAGUAUAGUUAGGGUGCAAGCCUACGAUGCAGAUGAAGGUAUGAACGCGGAGAUAACAUACACGCUGACAGACAAGGAGUAUAACAAUAACAACGACUUACCCAUCAGCAUAGACCCGCGCUCCGGGUGGGUGUACACCUCGUCACAGUUAGAUAGAGAAGUGCAGGCCAAAUAUCAGUUAAUGGUAACAGCAACAGACGGUGGCUCCCCUCCUCGUUCAGCAACAGCCUCAGUAGUCGUGGUAGUACAAGAUGUAAACGACAACGACCCAGUGUUCUCUCCGCCACAAUAUGAAGUGGAGUUAGCUGAAGAUGAACCUCCCGGCACACCUGUUGUUACACUCACUGCUACUGAUGCUGAUGAAGAUAAUAGACUCCACUACGAGAUCACAGGAGGCAACACUCGCGGCAGAUUUUCAAUCACCUCACAAAAUGGUCGUGGUCUCAUCACAGUAGCCCAACCUUUAGACUUCAAACAAGAGAGACGAUAUGUUCUCACUGUUACUGCGACUGAUAGCGGCGGUAGAAGUGAUACGGCUAUGGUCCAUAUCAAUAUAACUGAUGCUAAUAACUACGCACCGGUGUUUGAGAAUGCUCCUUAUACUGCUUCGGUAUUCGAAGAUGCGCCAGUAGGCACAACAGUACUCGUAGUAUCAGCUACCGACAGCGACGUCGGAGUAAACGCUCAGAUCACAUACAGCCUUAGUUCAGAGAUAUCCAACGAAGCCGUCACUCAUCACGAUCAGGAGUUCGUCAUCAAUCCUCAAACUGGAGCCAUCACUACUAACAAGCUGUUGGAUAGAGAGACUAUGAGUGGGUACCUUCUAACAGUGACAGCAAGAGAUGGUGGAGUACCAUCUCUAUCGGAUACAACGGAUGUGGAAAUAUCUGUAGUAGAUGUAAAUGACAAUGCACCGGUGUUCAAACAACAGCUGUAUACUGCUACUAUCAUGGAAGAUGCUUUAGUUGGUACCUCUGUAACGCAAGUAAGCGCCACAGAUGCAGAUGUAGGUCUGAACGGACGCGUACAUUAUGAACUGGAACCCAAAGAUCGAGAAGAAGGAUCGUUUGUAGUAGACCCCGCUUCUGGAGUCAUAAGGACCAACAAGGCUUUGGAUAGAGAAUCGGUGGCGACAUACGACUUAAAAGCUUUGGCUAUUGAUGGAGGGACACCGCCUUUGAGUUCUACUGUAAUAGUCCACAUAAAAGUAGAAGAUAUAAAUGAUUCCCCACCGGUGUUCGAAAGCGACUGCCUCACAUUCUACAUUCCUGAGAACAGCCCCAUUGGAACAACUGUUGGAGAGAUUUACGCACACGAUCCUGAUGAAGGAGCCAAUGCUGUGGUACAUUAUUCUAUUAAAGGUGGCGAUGACUCCAACAGCUUCUCCCUAGAAACUCGCCAAGGUUCCGACAAAGCUGAACUAGUCACCAUGGUAGACCUGGACUAUGAAAGUCCUCGCAAGAAGUACGAACUCAUCAUCCGUGCAGCCAGUCCGCCACUAUGGAAUGACGUCAGAGUAGAAAUAUUAGUCACUGAUGUUAAUGACAAUGCUCCUAUGAUGAAGGAUUUUCAGAUUAUCUUCAAUAACUAUAAGGAUUGCUUCCCUGUUGGACCCUUUGGUAGGGUCCCGGCUUAUGAUGCUGAUGUUACUGAUAAGUUACAAUACCGCAUUCUUUCGGGUAAUAACGCAAACCUGGUGCUCCUAAAUGAAACAUCAGGAGAGAUGACACUAUCACCACAACUGAACACCAAUGUACCAAAACUCGCUACUAUGGAGAUAUCUGUUUCUGAUGGAGUAAACGAAGUAAAAGCCAUGAUGCAGCUAUCAGUCCGGCUCAUCACCGAAGAGAUGUUGUUCAACUCCAUCACCGUGCGACUGAAUGACAUGACGGCUGAACAAUUCCUGUCGCCUCUGUUAGGAUUCUUCAUUGAUGGGCUGGCGGCGAUCAUACCGUGUCCUAAGGAGAAUAUUUAUAUUUUUAGUGUUCAGGACGACACAGACGUAACUGGCAACAUACUCAAUGUAUCAUUCUCCGCUCGUCGUCCGGACGCUGAAGUCGGGGUAGCGGGAGACACCUCUCAGUACUACUCACCGACACACUUGCGGGAGCGAGUGUACUUACAUCGAGCCACAUUGGCCAGGCUUGCUACUGUACAGGUCCUACCAUUCGACGACAACAUCUGCGUGCACGAGCCGUGCCUGAACUACGAGGAAUGUCUGACGGUGCUCAAGUUCGGCAACGCUUCGGGCUUCAUCAACAGCGACUCGGUUUUAUUUAGGCCUAUAUACCCGGUCACCACUUUCUCUUGCCAGUGUCCUCAUGGGUUUACAGGCUCCCGAGAACAUUACAUGUGUGAUACAGAAGUGGAUCUAUGUUAUUCAUCGCCGUGCAUCAACAACGGUACUUGUGUGCGGCGUGAGGGAGGGUACACUUGCGUUUGUGCUCCUGGUUUUACAGGUGUAAACUGCGAAACAGUUCUAACAUCAGCAACAUGCGCCACCCAGUCUGCCGUCUGCCGGAGUGGCUCCCAAUGCGUCUCAGUUCGAGAAGGUGGCUUUGUGUGCCAGGGCUGUGCUAUAGAUGCUGAUCACACCACCCCACUAUGUGAACUGAGGGCUAGAAGCUUUCCUACUUCCUCGUUCCUGACGUUCCCUGGAUUGAAGAGGAGGAAUAGACUUCAUCUGAAGCUGAAGUUCGCAACCCAAUCUCCAAACGGCUUACUCCUCUACAACGGACGAUACAACGAGCGUCAUGACUUCCUCGCGCUCGAAACUAUUAGUACCGGCGCAGGAGUGGCCGGGGGUCCUGGCAUCAGGUUCACGUUUGCGCUCGGAGGGGGCAAGGUGGAUGUCACAGUGGCUAGUAAUGUGGCUGAUGGCUCGUGGCAUACUGUGGAGAUCGAGUAUUAUAAUAGAACUGCAACCCUGAUCCUGGACGAUUGCGAUAAAGCUCUAUCACUGGCCGGUGCAGCAGACUUCGGCAUCAAGUACGCUUGCGCUAACUUCUCCAGAAAGAUCUUACCGCCACGAUGUGAAAUCGCCACUGAAACAUGUCACAGAUUCCUAGACCUAACAGGCCCCCUCCAAAUCGGUGGUCUCCCCAACAUCCCAAGCAGUUUCCAGGUCAAAAACAAAGACUUCCAAGGCUGCAUAUCAGAUUUAUACAUCGACCACAAGUUUAUAGACCUCAACAGUUUCGUAGCAGACAAUGGGACCUUAGCUGGAUGUCCUGAGAAGAGGUCUCAAUGUAGUUCCGCGCCGUGUUAUAAUGGAGCCGAGUGCAAAGAUCUGUGGGAUACGUAUCUUUGUGAUUGCACUGAAGGUUAUACGGGGAAGGAUUGUGCUGAUUCUACAAACCCACCAUGGCGAUUCAGCGGUGACGGCAUGCUUUCGUUCAACCCACUACUGCGUCCAAUACAACUGCCGUGGCUCAACGCUCUGUCUCUGAGGACCAGACAACAGGACGCCUUCCUCAUGUCCAUACAAGUUGGACAGAACAGCACUAUACUGAUUACUCUAAAAUCCGGCCAUCUUCACUACUCUUACAACGGGGAAUCAAUGUACCUUCCCACAACUACCCUAUCUGACGGCGAAUGGCAUCGAAUCGACAUCAAAUGGCUUGGCACAGAUAUUUCCGUCAGUGUAGACUAUGGUCUAAGAACUGUAUUACUGCCUAUGUUAGCCAAUAAGAUCCAAGGACAGUAUAUAGGAAAGAUUCUGAUUGGUGGACCUGAUAGUACGGCAGGAUUGCUCGCGUCCGAAGUUGGGUAUUUUGAAGGAUGUAUUCAGGAUGUGAGAGUGGGAACAGCACAGUCGCUCCUCAACAGGCCAACUGUAAGGGAAAACGUUCGCGACGGCUGUCAGUCACGAGCUGACUGUAUGCUGUCUAUUUGUCCACCAUAUAGCACCUGCGAAUCCUCCUGGGACAGUACAGAAUGUGUCUGCGCUCGUGGUCGUUUAGGCCCGCAGUGUGCCCCCGCCUGUGACCUGCAGCCGUGCGGGGAACAUGCAGUUUGUACCCAUCAGGACACUGACAAGGGGUAUAGCUGUACCUGUGACGAGGGAUACAUGCUUACUGCAUCGGGUUGCGUAGAAACAGGCGUUGAGGAGUGUCCGGGAGGGUGGUGGGGCGGCGUGGCGGGGGUGUGCGGGCCCUGCCACUGUGACGUCACAAGGGGGUACCAUCCGCACUGCCAUGCUACUACCGGAGAGUGUCAUUGCAAGGAGAACCACUACAAGCCAGAAGGCAGCAGUGACUGCCUGCCCUGCCAGUGCUACGCGAUGGGGUCGGCGAACAGCUCGUGCGCGGGCGUGUCGGGGCAGUGCCACUGCCGCGCCGGCGUCAUCGGCCGCGCUUGUGACGCCUGCGCCAAUCUCUAUGCUGAAGUCGCGCCCAGUAGUGGCUGUGAAGUUGUCUAUGAUGGAUGUCCUCGCUCCUUCUCACAUGGCGUCUGGUGGCCGCGGACUAAAUUCGGUGUGGAAGCUGUAACAGACUGCCCUUCUGGUACAAGUGGUAAAGCAACGCGCAUGUGUGACGAGACUCAAGUCGUGCCUUGGCAGGAACCUGACAUGUUUAACUGCACCACAUCCACCUUCUAUCAGUUGAGGAAACAGCUAAGCAAAAUAGAAACCGGCGAGCUAUCAAUGAACACAUUCGUGGGAGUCCGAUUAGCAGCUGACUUGACCUAUGCUUGUGACAACACGGUCAAAUUAUAUGGAGCUGAUGUUCUGGUGGCAGAAGGGAUAUUACUGGAACUACUGCAGUAUGAGAUGAGGCAGGCUGGCCUGAAUCUGACGCAUAGCCAAGAUAAGGACUAUGUUAGGAACGUAAUAAAAUCUGCCAACACGAUCCUCGAUGCCCAAUAUGUCCAAGAAUGGAAUCGCAUUCGACAGUUAACAGGGCACGGCAUGGAGUUACUACUGCAGCGGUUCGACAAAUACAUAGCAGUUUUGGCUGAGAGCCAGCAUGACACUUAUACCAGUCCUUUUGAAAUCGUUACUAGUGAUUUGGUGAUUGGCGUAGACAUUGUAACAGCAGAAUCAAUCUACGGCUUCGAACCAACCCAACUGAACAGAUACAACAUCGACUCUUUCACCACUGAACGUGUAGUUCUACCCGACACCUCAUCCUUCAUACAUUCUCCCAUACAAACCCCCGUGUACCAUGCUAAUGGGAAGAUCAAUAAGCAUAGGAAACCUUCCAGUCCUACUGUGUCCUUCCCCAAGUAUAAUAACUAUGUGAAGAGCAAGAAUAAGUUCGAUAAGUAUACGAGGGUGUUGCUGCCGUUGGAUCUCCUUGGAAUCACUAAUAGUAAUAUUCAAGAAAAUCUAGACACAAACUACGAAUCCCGCGCCGUAUUCUCCUACCUACAAUAUUCGCGCAACACUUCCCAACUGAUGCCGCUGCGUAUGGACGAGUCCGUCACACAGCGGUGGGGGGUUAACAUCACUGUGGGAUCCCCUAUCAUACAGCUAGCGUUAUUCGUACCUGAGUACGUGUGGAGCAAGGAGGCUAGAGAGGAGGAUAACUCUUUGGAGAACAAUAUGGAGGAUGUUGAAGGUAUAGUCUACGCAAACAAAGGCAACCACCAAACUUUAAACAACCAUAUCAACCCGAACUCCCAAUCCAAAAACACAUGGCCACUCGACGAAAACCAAAACAACGAUAACCACGGUCCCGUAGUCAUAGAACCAACCUUCAAAAAGCAGGAAAAGUCAUUCAACGCCGAAGACUUACAAGAAAACGAGUCAUUAUACGUAGCUGAGAAGUUAGAAGGCAAUGAUGGACCAAAAGUAAUGGCUUUGGUAAUGGAAAGUGGGAACUUCACGAAGGAUGCUAUCAAGAAGAAGUUGAUGUAUAAAAGCUUGAGUGGCAUCAGGUUGAAGAGGCCGAUACGAUUGCAAAUGUGGCUCGAUAUUGAUAGGGAGACGUUCGGGUCUAGGACCAAUCCUCAGUGCGUGCAUUGGUCUACUUUGAGAGGGUCUGGAGAAUGGUCUCGCGUGGGUUGUCACACAGAGAUUGACUACGAUUGGUCGCCGUACUCCAACGAACCCCUUCUAAUUAACUGUACCUGCAGUCAUCUGUCCACCUUUGCAGUUCUGGUUGACGAAGUUGACAUAGAAUUCAUCCCAGAACCUUCACUCCUAGAAUCAGUAACAUCAUACACAGCGUUCAGUAUAUCCUUACCCCUACUGUUCGCGACAUGGGCAGCUCUUUGCCUGAUGCGGGGAGGUGCGGCCACUGUGUCCAACUCCAUACACAAACACCUCGUGUUCUGUAUGUUUAUGGCGGAAUUGCUGUAUCUGAUUGCGUUGAAGAGUAGGAACUCGCUGGUGCAGAAUGAGUUCGCAUGCAAGCUGGUAGCCAUGUCCCUCCACUACUGGUGGGUGUGUGCACUAGCCUGGGCGGCGUGCGACGGCUGGCAGCUGCGGCGCCUGCUGCGCGAGCUGCGCGACGUGAACCACGCGGGGCUGGCCGCGCACCACGCCGCCGCCUACGCCGCGCCCGCCGUCGUGCUGGCGCUGGCUGCCAGCCACCACCAGCAUCAGUACGGGAAUGCUCUAUUUUGCUGGGUAAGCUGCCACGAGCCGGUGGUCUGGUGGGUGGUGAUCCCGUCAGCGGUGUACGCGGGCGCCGCGCUCGUGUUCCUGGCCGGAGCUACUCGUGCCGCCUUCACUGUCAGAGAUCAUAUCAUCGGGUUUGGGAACUUGAGAUUACUUCUCGGCGUAAGCCUAGUAUGCACCCCACUAGCCUGCGCCGCAUGGGCUAGUGCCCUCCUGCUGGGCAGUGAGGCGGGAGCGCGGCGUGACGCGCUCAGUGCGGCGCUAGCAGCCGCCGUGGCAGCUCACGCCGCUGCUGCCAGUCUUGGGUACAUCGCCUUUAAUGUGCGAGUAAGGGACAAUCUACGAAGAACUGUACUAAGAUGUUUAGGCAAGAAAGUGCCUCUAGUCGACACAUCGGUCAUAAUCAGCAGCAGUGCUCAAAACUUGUCACAAGUCAAUAGGUCUGCCUUAGCAUAUCACAGUAGCACAGAACCAGGACGUCAAAUGAGGAACAUCGGCAUUUCAGCAUCAUCAACCACCUCUAGAUCUACUACUAAAACAAGUUCUAGUCCUUACAGUCGCAGCGACGGUCAACUGCGUCAUACGAGCACAUCCACCUCAAACUACAACACAAGCGCCAGUGAUAUGCCCGCGUACCUGAGAGGGUUUGACUCUUCUCUUCAUACUAGGAAAGAUGACGAAGGUCGCCGUCGUCGUAAAACAGCCACCGAUGGUGAAACAACAGGAGAAACUGGCGAGGAAGCCACGGAAGCUACCGACAGCGACAGUGAUGCGAGUGCGAGAAGUCUGGAUCUCGCCUCCAGCCACUCGUCUGAUGAUGACGAGACCAGCACUAGACGGUCCAGUCAUCCACCUUCUGCUAACAGGGAUCGAGCUACAAGCGGCAGUGCAGCGAGUUACCUGCCGAACAUAACUGAAGGAGCACCACUUGCUAUGCAACCAAGAUGGCCUUCGCAUAUAAGAGAAGAACCAAACCGUCCAGAAAUGGGCCGCUGGUCUCAAGAGACCGGUUCAGACAACGAGGGACUCAACACGGGGAUGGCGUCCCCCUCCCCCAACCCUCUGCCCAACCCUGACUUGACUUCUGAUGUGUACCAGCUCAGCAGACAUCGGAUGAAGCCCUCGAUAUUGGAGAAUGUGCAUGAUACGUAUGUGGCCAGUGUUGAUGCUUCUCGACUGCCACUUGAUAAUAGAUACGGCGUGAUGGAAGACGAACUAAUGUACGGAGUCCUUCCAACAGACACAGAGAAACAAAUGCCAUACGACCCUAACUACCCAAUAUCCCCCACCAUGUACCGACUGCCCGGCAACCCUUACGGGUCCAAAACUUACCUCCCCUCACGAACAUCAGACUACGGGUACAGCCCCACAAAAUACCUAAAUUCAGACUCAAACGUCUACGGGUCUAGAGACUUCAGAGACUCUGGGGUCUCUACUAGAGAACACGAUGGCUACCCGCCGAGAGAUUUCAGAGAUUCAGGCAUAGCCACCAUGUUGAAGAAUGACUAUCAAAGGAAGAUGGACAGCCAUUACGGAGACUAUAAUGAUAGGAUGUCGGAGGGAUCAGAUAAGCAUCAUGAUAAAUAUUUGUUCCCUUACACAGCUGAGGAAGACCACGCUCACUUGCGUGGGAUCAGCCAGCCACCGCCAGUCCGUAGUAGUGAGAUGGCACAUCCAGCUGAGAAUCAACAGCAGAUGGGGGCGCCAUUAGCGAGUAUGGGGGAGACGAGCGAGAAAUCUACUACUGAGGACGAUGCUGAGACGAGAGUAUAACAACGCUAAAUAGUACAAGAUUUCCAAUGAAUCUCAAUUAGUUAUUAAUUUAAUUUUAAACUUCUUAGUAACGGUAUAAAUUAGUAUUAAUUUACGCAAAGACUGUCGUUAAAUCAGUACCCACUGCCAUAGUGUAGAGUAACGAGUAUUUAUUUUUGAAUUUAUGUCUAUGCUUUAAAUAGUAACUAUAGUGGAACUGAAGUUAGAAUUAAAUGUUUUGAAUACUCAUUUUUUAUCGGGUUUAGCGUUUGAAAGUCUGCUCUUAGAUUAAAACUUAUAUGUCGACGAUAUUCUGAUAUCUCAAUUGGUGUAUGAAAAAAAAUACUCAAUAAAUGGACACAAUACAUAAGAACACAUACCUCUAUCGAUAUAGACGUGUAAAUACUAAUG